This is a messenger RNA of Zasmidium cellare ATCC 36951, 1128 nucleotides long. RefSeq lists its product as uncharacterized. The record is from RefSeq and is a predicted model, not a curated record. NCBI's taxonomy places the organism in Eukaryota, Fungi, Ascomycota, Dothideomycetes, Mycosphaerellales, Mycosphaerellaceae. The transcript has a single exon. The coding region runs from base 1 to 1128 and encodes 375 amino acids.
AUGGCAGAGAUCAAGAUCAAAGAAAUAGACGUCUUCCAGGUCGACUUACCAUAUUCUGGGGGCGUGUAUCAUCUUUCUGGAGGACGAACGUACACCAGCUUUGACGCCACGAUCGUGCGGAUUACGACAGACAACGGCAUAGAAGGCUGGGGCGAAAGUACCCCGUUUGGCUCGACUUACAUCGCCGCACAUGCUCGAGGUGUUCGCGCAGCGAUCGAAGAAAUCGCUCCUCACUUGAUCGGACUGGAUCCACGAAGGGUCGAUCGCAUCAACGAUGCAAUGGAUGCUGCUUUAGUUGGCCAUGAGUCUGCAAAGUCAGCCCUCGACAUUGCGUGUUGGGACAUCUUUGGAAAGUCGACAGGAUUGCCGGUGUGUGAGCUGCUUGGUGGCCGGACUGAGCAUGAGUUACCGAUUAUCUCGUCAAUACACGUUGGCGAUCCUGCUGCGAUGCGUGUGCGGGUUGGGCGACAUCGCGAGCGAGGAUAUGUUGGGCAUUCUGUCAAAAUCGGAGGCGAUCCAGAGAUUGAUGCCAGGCGAAUCGCCGAGUCUCUCGCUGACAAGCAGCCUGGCGAAUUCUUCUUAGUAGAUGGCAAUGGAGGGCUGACGGUAGAGACAGCCUUGCGAAUGCUGAGAUUGCUGCCGCCCGGAUUGGAUUUCGUCCUGGAAGCACCCUGCGCGACAUGGCAUGAGAACUUGUCUCUUCGGCGCAGGACUGACAUCCCCAUCAUCUUCGACGAGUUGGCCACAACGCCUUCGAGCGUAGUACAGAUGAUCGCCAAUGAUGCGGGGGAAGGCAUCAACCUCAAAAUCUCCAAGGCUGGCGGCCUCACGCAGUCCCGGCGAAUUCGUGAUCUUUGCAUUGCUGCGGGUUACACAAUGCCGGUGCAAGACACAGUUGGUUCAGACAUUGCUUUCGCGGCCAUUGUUCAUUUCGCUCAGACUAUACCUGAGCGGUACUUGCGUUGCGUGUUGGAGUGCCGCGACAUGGUGACUUUGAAGACAGCCGAUGGCGCGUUCGAAGGGGCGUUUGAUGUGCACGAUGGGCGGGUGAUGGCGCCAAUUGCUCCUGGCCUUGGGAUUUUUCCUCGUUUGGAAGUUCUUGGGCAGCCUGUGAUGUCGUUGCGAUGA